GCUAUCAGAGCCUAUGGACAUACUUGAAUAGCUGUCAUGCUGCAACACAGAGAUAACAGGUUUAUGGAGGCUGAGAAUGGACUUCAAGAGUCCUCGAAAAAUUUCAACAGGGAACGGUCAAUCCCAAUCCCAGUCAAGGGUUCUGGUAAAGCGAGACCUCAUAGAAAUCCUUCAUCUGGAUUUUUUGAUAGUUCAGAUGAUUCAAUAUCUGAUUCAAACAAUGAAAGUCCACCGAUAGGAGAUGGAUUUCCUGUGUUAUCAUCGUCUUACCAUGGCGGAUUCAAUAACACAGGAAGCUCAAGCAAUCUGCCUUUGAACGUUUACGGCACAUCACCUCGUACCUUAGUCAUGUUCAACUAUUACAGUUCUCCGAGAGGGAGCUACAACCGUCCGCAUCACCCAAAUUUAAUAAGAACCCGAAGCACGGAUGCACCGAACCAUCAUUCAACUGCCCCGCCACCUCAUUCACAGAGCGAAAAUGUUAAUUUUCGUCACAGCGCUGAAUUUUCAAACGGAGAAAAGGAAAAAAAUCGUAAAAGUGAAACUACUACUUUGCUCCCUCAAUCUAAUAAUAAAGGAAAGCCUUCAGGACUCUCUCGAUUUCAACAGUUGGAUUUGCGGCCAAGAGCAUGGUCUGAAUCUGAUAAACAUGCAAACAAUACCUCAUUACAAAAUAGUAGAAUGUCAGCCUUAAGAAAAUUAAAAAUGAAACUGGGUCAGAAGGGGUCAUUGAAGCGGCAAAAAUCACAUGAAGACGAUGACAGAAAUACAUCUGCUGCAAGUAUUACUUCAUUAGAAAAAGUAGAGGAAGGAAGACAACUAAACUGUGCAACACCGAAGAUAUCGCAAGGUUUUAGAGUAUGCAGUCCUGAGAUAUUGUCUAACAACAACGCCGCAUCACUGCAUCAAGAACAUGAAACUAGACGUCGAGCAGAGCGCCGAGUAGGUGUUGUAAAAUACUCGUCACCUUCUCACUCUCUUCCUCAAGUAAAUGAAAACCCAGAAGAUUAUUUGAUUUAUCAAAGAUUUUUAGAAGAACACACAUGUUAUGACUUGAUGCCUACAAGUUCAAAGUUGGUCGUACUCGACACUCGUUUAGAAGUGAAGAAAGCUUUCCACGCACUUAUCGAGAAUUCUCUUCGUUGCGCUCCACUCUGGGACAACGAUCUACAUGAUUAUGUUGGCUUGUUAACUGUUUCAGAUUUCGUCAGUAUUCUCCUUGCUUAUGACAAGUGUCCAAACAAAAAGUUGGAAGAUUUAGAAAACCAAAAGAUUUCUUGUUGGAGAAAAGUGCUCAAUUCUAAACAAACAUUGAUCCAUGUACCUCCUCAAUCCUCUCUCUUUCACUCACUCAAACGUCUCACUGAAGAGAACAUACGGAGGUUAGCUAUUGUACAUCCAGAUAAUGGAGAUGUUUUCCAUGUUAUUAACCAUCGACGUAUUCUUCAUUUCCUUCAUUUAUUUAUGAACGAACUGCCAAAACCAAAGUACAUGAGCAAGACGGUGGAAGAACUUAGUCUUGGUACUCGAAAAGACGUUGCUACGAUUGAUGAAAACAGUCCAGUUAUUGAUGCGUUGAAAUUACUCGAUCAACAUAAAAUUUCUGCCCUACCAGUUGUUGAUGCCAAAGGUCGUGUGACGGAUAUGUUUACAAAAACUGAUGUAUUGGUGCUAGCAGGCGAACAACUUUUUUACGAUCUUUCCAUCAAAGUUAAAACUGUAAUCUCGUUUCAUGCUGCUGUCGAACCCGAUGAAUCGGAACCUACUGUCGUCAGGACAAUGCCUGGAUCUCCUGCUUUGGUCAGAAGGAGAAAUCAACCGAGACAAAAUCAUCCACACAAUAGCAGUACACCAGUCAAUUCAAAUCACCCGUUUCUUUACAACUCUAACAACACUCCGAGAAUGAUGCCUUCGCCACUAGUGGGAUCAUCACUUCAAACGAAUCGCACAUCGUCAGGACAUUCUGAAAACCGAAAAUCGAGAGAAAUAAAACACCAUCAACAACCUAUUAUUAAGACACCAGGACAAAAUGCAAAAGAACAAAGCUUUGGUAAAGGAGAACCAGUCGUUUUAUCACCACCUAAUACGCAAGUAUUUUUGCAUCGAAGACGACAUCUAUCAAGCAAUUUAUCAAAAUCAACUUCAAUAAGCAGUCAUCUGGUCACAGUUUCAAGAGACGACACUUUGGAGUUUGUUGUGAACAAUGUCGUGACAUCGGAUGUUUUACAAGCUGUGAUUGUUGAUGACUCAGAUCAUGUCAUCGGCGUUAUAUCUGUCGGUGAUAUUUUAAGAUUCAUGGUUUAUCCUACUAAAGAUGGCCAAAUCGACAACAAAUACAGAGGCAGGUCUAUAUCAAGUGACGGAACGUCAUCCUCGACAUCGUCAAACCAAAAUUUACUCGAGGUAACUACUCAACGAGCGAGAGCUAUCUCAGAUGACAGUGACCUAGCGAGUGCCAACUUGAGAAAAGAUACUCACAGUUCCGACAGUGGAUAUUCUGAUUUAUCGACAUUGAGUAUUACGGAACCUUCGUACGCGAAUGCUAAUGGACGUGCGAUCACUACCGAUAAUACUACAAACAACGAUAAACCAAAAAAUAUAACAUCUACAACAGAAAAAGUCCGACAUGCUUCUGGGGGAAACACUCAACCGACGACUGUGAAAAAACUUAGCGCUGGCGAACAAAUAGAACGUCUUUAGUCUGGAAAUCAAAAUUGAGAAUUGUCAAUGAUAAUGUGCAUUCCCCAUGUUCCAUCCGCACUUUAUGGGCAUUAGCACCUAGAUUGGUUGUUAUCUAUGAAAGGGAUUGCUUCAAAAUGUAAUUUUCUGGUCAUUUGAACAGUGGAGUCUGUGCGGACUGUAUAAAUCAUGCUAUAUUGCUAAUUCAAUUUUUUUUUAAAAAAAUAUUUGUUUUGUUCGAAAUCAAAAUUUUUUGAAAGAAUAUUUUAAUCAGUAGUUCACAAAAACUCUGCUCCUUCGAUAGCAUGAAUAAAUUGUCCUAAAGUCCUGAAAGAAUAUCAAUUAAAGAGACAUAUUUCAAAUUCUUUUGUAUUCUCACAUUUACCACAGUAUUCCAUUGGCAUGGCCUAUGAACAGAAUUAUCAGUGAUUUGAUAGCGUGCUUGUUUCAAUUACUUGAUGCCAACAAGCACACUACUCUCCAAUCAAUGUUCCUUACUUUCUAAGACUAAGAACUUUGUUCACAUUGUUUUAGGUUUUAAUUUUUUUUCAUUGUCAUCGAGGCCUUUCAAAGUGUGGUUUAAGUAAAACACUUUCAUUCAUAGUAUUUACAUAUACUAUAUAAGGAAUGCACCAUACCGUCUUUUCAUAAUGUGGCAUGUAAAAUCAUUCUGGUCGCUUAAGUUUCAUGUGAGGUUAAUUAUUUUUUAAAUGAUUUAAAUGGAUGACACCUGAAUCUCUGUCGUUGUGCAGUCAUACUUUUCAUAGGCAUCAGAAUUGUUGGCUCCUAUAGCAAUUAGCGUUUUCCUAAUCUGCUAAUGGUUAAUAAAAUUUUUCAAUUUUUCAGCUGUAUUGUAUUUAAGCUUAUUAUCAAGUGAUUUUACUUGGAUUGAAGAUGAUGUACUUUGCUUGUUUUUCUUCAUUGAAGCCUAUAGUUGUUAUACGGUAGUUUCACCUCAUAAAUUCAUUUGGACACCUAUUAUAAAAUUUGAAAUUCGUAACUAAGUUAAUCGCUUCGCACAGUCUUCGUCUAAUAUCGAUUUAAUAUUCAAAUAAUUUUUGAAUUAAUUACUUUCAUUAUUUCAACUUCUUGAUUCAGGAAUAAUUUAGAAUAGUUUCAUUUUUGAGCGAUCCAAGUCUCACGCAGAGGCCUGAAAUGGUCCCUUUUUAUUUCUGAUGUCUAACAUUUUUCCAAAUUUCAACUCAUUGACUAUACACUACCAGUUUAGAACAUAUUCGGUAUUCAUAUUUGAAGACAUUAUUUCAGAAUGUAUGUUAAAUAGUUGAAUAUUUAGUUUUGGCGUCCCUGAUCUCACUCUCGCUACCCAAACAUCACUUGUUAAAAUAUUGAUGCUAGAUCUGUGAUUUUUAUUACGAAGAGGAAUAAUGUGGGCCAAAAUUACAGAAUUCAAGUUUGUGUUAGAUUUUACCACAUAAGUCGUUAUCUGAUCCAUGCAUCAGUAACGAAUAACUGGUUAACUAUUCCCAUACCAGGCGUGGAUUGGUAACCAGACGAGAGUCUGUUGUCCGUCAUAUGAUUGAGCUGUCUUAUCAGCUUUCCUCUCCCCCUGGAACAAAUAUGAAAAUCUAUCCUAUUCAUGCAUGAUAAUACUGAUAACGAAUCACUUUGAAACCGAACACAUGACUUCAUUAAUGUUAUCGUGCCUUGUAAAUUUUUUUUGAGAACUUUUUUUUCGUAAUUGUAUCUCUGUCAGAAGGUGUGAAAAUUAUCACUUGGUGCUAUUUCUUUCUUAUUAUUUUAUCAAGCCUUAUUUUCUGAGAAUAAGGAGUGACUGCAAUGAAUUAUUCGUACAAUUGAAAUACUUUUAAUAUCAGCUCUAGUCAUUUACAAACUGUUAAACGCGUAGGUCCUAUCUAAAAAUGACGAAGGAGACAGAUUUUUUAUAUAUCUUACCAAUGUAAUUGAAGACAAACAAUAAAAAUGAUCCUAAUUAUAAUAACUGCUGGUGACUUAUUCAUUUGCUUUUCACCAAUGUUGGAUGCUAUGUAUUAUUAUUUCCAAAUAAUUUAUAAGUGACACAUAGAUUUUUAUGAAUUAAAUUAUAACGAAGAAUAUUUUAAAUGUGAUUCUGAGACAUUCGACGCCCAGAAAUUAAAGAAUUAUUUUUUUGCUCCUACAAGAAAUAUUAUGAAUGAAAAGUACUUUUGGUAUAUCGGCUGGCCCAGUCAGAAUCUCUAAUAUGUUGUGUGACGCACCAACACCCUCCUUUUUGUAGAACGUUAGUUUCUCUCCUGGGUAAAUUGUAAAAUAUAAAAUUCAAACUGACGAUAUAUUACAGACAAAAAUGUGUGGUAUAUGACUGGCAUAGUAAAGGCAACUAUUUUUUUUCAUAUGUUAUACAGUUGUGACUUUUCAAUAUUGCAUCUGCGUUAUUUAAUUUUUCAUGUAUGAUAGAUCUGCUUUUUGCAUUGUCGCUUUUACUUUACACCUUCUAUUUGCUUUGCCUUCUAGGAUUUCACUUAUCCAGAAAUUUAAACGUGUCGUUAUGUUGAAUUCACUUCUUUUUAUGAUUAUUAUUUUGGGUUGGUUGAUCGUUCCAGGGCAUAUUGCUUGGUUGUAAGAAUGCUUUCAAAUGGAACAAAAACUUGCUGUUCAACUUCAUAUUUCGAUUCAAACAUCAAUAGCCAUAGGGUAGAAAACAAUUCAAUUUCUUCCAAGAACUGAUUUUGUGCCCAUAAAAUUAUUUUCUAGCAAAGAAUAAACAACACAGCGCCAGGUGCAUGUGAAAGGAGCUUCGAAGGGCUUCAAAUAAUAUUUUUCUAUUACCUGAUAGAUAGUGCUAAAUUCGGAUCCCAUCUAGCUUUCUUACCUGAUCCAGAAAUGAUCCAGCUUUCAAUCAAAAAUGUGUACAGUAACUGUUUCAAGGGUUGUCCUAACCAACAAUAUCCCGGAUAUUUUUAUUUUGACAAUAUUCUUAUGCAUUCUCACUAUAUAAUAAUAAUAGUUGUCGUUAAGUGCGGUAGUGUAGCAAAAAAUGAAUAAAACCAACUUUACCCUGAA
Messenger RNA from Styela clava, 5700 nucleotides. RefSeq lists its product as uncharacterized. Gene Ontology annotation, molecular function: protein kinase regulator activity; protein kinase binding; AMP binding. Gene Ontology annotation, cellular component: nucleotide-activated protein kinase complex; cytoplasm; nucleus. Gene Ontology annotation, biological process: protein phosphorylation; regulation of catalytic activity. NCBI's taxonomy places the organism in Eukaryota, Metazoa, Chordata, Ascidiacea, Stolidobranchia, Styelidae. The record is from RefSeq and is a predicted model, not a curated record.